Molecule: messenger RNA, 791 nt
Organism: Brachypodium distachyon (stiff brome)
Lineage: Eukaryota; Viridiplantae; Streptophyta; Magnoliopsida; Poales; Poaceae
Product: 60S ribosomal protein L32-1
Exons: 4
Coding region: 159-560 (133 amino acids)
Biological process (GO): translation
Cellular component (GO): ribosome; cytosolic large ribosomal subunit
Molecular function (GO): structural constituent of ribosome
Source: RefSeq, a predicted model, not a curated record
CGGCCGAUCCCAGCACCUAGGGUUCUCUUCUCCGUCGGCCAUGUGGCCCAUGAGAUAAGACGCCCUCACAGUCACACCCCACGCACGGCUUCUCUUCCUCCUCGCUCCGCCGCCGCCUCGCCUCUACGCUCGCUCCGCCGCAGACUUCGCUCGCUAAGAUGGCUGUGCCGUUGCUGACGACGAAGAUCGUGAAGAAGAGGGUCAAGCAGUUCAAGAGGGCGCACAGCGACCGCUACAUCGGACUCAAGACAAGCUGGCGCAGGCCGAAGGGUAUCGACUCCCGUGUCAGGCGGAAGUUCAAGGGAUGCACCUUGAUGCCCAACAUUGGAUAUGGUUCUGACAAGAAGACUAGGCACUACCUUCCCAACAAGUUUAAGAAGUUUGUUGUCCACAAUGUCUCUGAACUGGAGCUGCUUAUGAUGCACAACAGGACAUACUGUGCUGAGAUUGCCCACAACGUCUCCACCCGCAAACGCAAGGAUAUCGUCGAGCGUGCUGCGCAGCUCGACAUUGUGGUCACCAACAAGCUUGCCAGGCUCCGCAGCCAAGAGGACGAGUGAAACUCUACUUAGCCUACUACUAGUCCUGAUUACUUUGUCUGUAGGCAGUACAACCUGCUUUGAGAAAUUUUACCACCGUUUUUGCGUCCCUGCUAGAUUUAAUGUACCAACAAUCGUUUUGCUACGAGCAACGGCGAAUGCUAUCUGGUUUUAGCAGUCGCUCUUCAUGAGUUGUGCAACAAAUCUGUCGACAUGUCUCAAUUGAAAAUCGAUCACAAGCUUUUGCUUGCA